UUUCUAAGGAGACCUUAUUUUUCAGCAAGUGGCAUUGGCUUAGGAUCGUCUCCAAUCGUCUCUUAAGGUAGCGGAAAGCACGUUUAUGCGAUUUCUGCUGGCAGGUCUUGACGAUUCUCUUAGCUCUAACGGAUUUUAGGUAGACCUUUAUUGAAGAAGUUAAGUAAUUCCAUAGUGAAAAGAAGGCAAUCAUGGGCGUGGAUGUCGAGGUUCUUUCUCCUGGUGAUGGUCAAACUUAUCCCAAAACAGGGCAAACUGUAGUCGUUCAUUACACAGGUACCUUGAACAAUGGAAAGGUAUUUGACUCUAGCAGGGACCGUGGAAAACCAUUUAAAUUUAGAAUUGGGAGAGGAGAGGUAAUUAAAGGUUGGGAUCAAGGUGUGGCUCAAAUGUGUGUUGGAGAACGUGCUAGGCUAACAUGUUCACCAGACUUUGCUUAUGGUAGUCGAGGACAUCCAGGAGUUAUUCCACCAAAUUCUGUUCUUAUCUUCGAUGUGGAGCUGCUGAAAGUGGAGCCUUAGAAUACUCUACAGAGUCUAUUUGUACCGACCAAACACCUAAAUAUCUGGAAACUAAGAAAACGCUUUGAAAUUUAUUACUUUAAGUAGUCAUUGUACAGACGGCACUUUGUACACAAUAAUUCAGUCGCUCAUAUCUUUAGAAAAAAAAAAGAACUAUCUCUUUCUGAUCAUAAUUUACCUUAGAAAUGUUAAUGGAAGGAGGACAGAAUAAAGAAAUGAAAAUAAAAACAAAUUACAUUCACGAUAUGAAUUAUGGAAUUAUAUUAAGUCAAUAUUUAAUUAUCUUUUUAAAUGAUAAUACUUAACUUGCGUAGUUUGCUUAAAGAUGUUCCUGCAAUGAGCGAUUGAAUAAUUUAACCUUAAAACAUUUGAAAAAUACAAUCUGUGUUCAUUCCACUUACUUAGCAUUUGGUAAAUAAUCAUCUGCGUAUUUUGUACAAAAAUUUUCAAUAUCACACGAAGUGUAAUUGUACCAACGAUGUAAUAGUCUUAAAUAUUUACAUUUUAAAAUUCAAUAAAAAAUUAAACUUACUGAAUAUAA
Molecule: messenger RNA, 1062 nt
Organism: Vespa velutina
Lineage: Eukaryota; Metazoa; Arthropoda; Insecta; Hymenoptera; Vespidae
Gene: Fkbp12
Product: peptidyl-prolyl cis-trans isomerase Fkbp12
Exons: 4
Coding region: 192-521 (109 amino acids)
Molecular function (GO): peptidyl-prolyl cis-trans isomerase activity
Source: RefSeq, a predicted model, not a curated record